Messenger RNA from Cyphomyrmex costatus, 2464 nucleotides. Its product is annotated as hepatocyte nuclear factor 6. Gene Ontology annotation, cellular component: nucleus. The record is from RefSeq and is a predicted model, not a curated record. Gene Ontology annotation, molecular function: RNA polymerase II cis-regulatory region sequence-specific DNA binding; DNA-binding transcription factor activity, RNA polymerase II-specific. The transcript is spliced from 7 exons. Lineage: Eukaryota; Metazoa; Arthropoda; Insecta; Hymenoptera; Formicidae. Bases 183 to 2354 code for a protein of 723 amino acids. Gene Ontology annotation, biological process: regulation of transcription by RNA polymerase II.
GAGAGUAGCGAGUGUUCUUCGCGAGAAAAAAAAAAUAACGCGCGCACGCGCGCACGCUCUGUGUAGUAUUGCGGUACGGUGCGAUCUGUGCGGCACGCGGUACGGUCUGUGUCGUGGUCGGCGGCGUACGACAGCGAAGGAGCGAGUGGCAGUGCGCCCACUACCGAACUAGAUGUGCGUAAAUGGAAGGUAUAGGGGACAUAGGCGAUCAUCAAUCGCAUAGCGAGCAAUUACUGGACUCGGUCGAUUCCCCGGCGGCGGUGUCUACGCAUGGCCGGGGCGGUGGGGGCGGCUCGAAUGGGAACUGUGGCGGAGGAGGCGGAGGCGCUGGAGGAGGAGGAGGAGGAAGUGGUAGCGGAGGUGGCAGUAGGGGCAUCGUGGUCGGUGGGGGUAGGCAUCACAACCACCACCACCACCAUCAUCAUCACCAUCACAGCCACCACCACCAUCACCACCAUCAUCAACAGCAGCAGCAGCAUCAGCACGAGGUCGUGCAGGAAACGGGGGGUGGUAGGAGCGGCGGAGGCGGCGGCGGUGCCAGUGGUAACGGGGGUGGUAGCGGUGGUGGUGGUGGCGGCAGCAGCAACGGUGGUGGUGGUAACGGAGGAGGUAGCGUCGAGGGUAUGUCUUCGUCGGCCUCUCAAAGCCCCGACAUCGCGUGCGCGAGCCUACCGCUGGAACUGCUCGCGGCUGGCGCGCUCGGCGUCAAGGAGGAGCGAGACCUCGCCGCCGCGGAGGAUCUGUCGUCGUCCCAGGAUCCGCCUGGCAGGCAGAGCGCGCGGGAGUCCCUGUCGGUGAUCGUGCCGCCUCAGGACGUGGACGUGGACUCGCGCGACGCCGACGACUCGGAGCUCCUCAGUCCGGGCAAGCUAACGCCUACGUCGGGGAUCAGCGUGUCGGUCGCGAGCAUGAUCGACGCGACGGACUUCAGGGCGAUGCAGCCGGAGCCGACGUAUCAGACCCUGACCUCGGUGGCGGAGAGGAUGUCGCCGCCCGGUUUCAGUCCGGGCUCGUCGUACGCCACGCUGACGCCGCUGCAGCCGUUACCGCCGAUCUCGACGAUGAGUGACAAAUUCGUUUACGGCGGUCACGCGGCCAGCGGCGUCACCGGCAGUUUCGCCGUCAUGCAGAACAACGGCCUGGGUAACAUCGGCCUCGGGAUGGGCGGUUCGCCAUACGCGUACGACAAGCUACCUACGAUGGGCAUGUCGCCGCCGCACAAUUAUCCGUCGCCGGGCGCGGGACUGCAACCGAGUCCGCUCUCACCUCAGAGCGCGUAUAGCCAGAGCGGCCUCAAUUCGCCGCACAAGUCGUCCGCGAGUCCGCAUUAUGACCCGGCUUUUCUGCCGCGGUUACAACAGAGCCCGGCGGCGCUUAGCCCGUCCUCGCCGCCGGCUGUCUCGGCUACGGCGAGUUUCGCGCCAUCCCAUCAUUCUCCGCCUGGCACGCAUUCGGUGCCAAGCGCGGCAUCGCCGCCACCAACCAUGCAGACGCAACUGCAGCAGCAGCAGCAACAGCAGCAGCAGCAGCAGCAACAGCAACAGCAGCAGCAGUCGAUGCCGCAGCAGCAGACGAUAUCGCACACGCAGCACGUGCAACAUACGUCGGUGGUGAUGAAGACGGUGUCAGCGGCGGGCAACGGCGGCGCCGGCGAGGUCGAGGAGAUCAACACGAAGGAGCUCGCGCAGCGCAUCAGCGCCGAACUCAAGAGGUACAGCAUACCACAGGCGAUCUUCGCACAGCGGGUGCUGUGCCGCAGCCAGGGCACCCUCAGCGACUUGCUGCGCAACCCAAAACCCUGGUCCAAGCUCAAGAGUGGUCGCGAGACCUUCCGACGGAUGUGGAAGUGGCUGCAGGAGCCUGAGUUUCAGAGAAUGUCGGCCUUGCGGCUAGCAGCCCUGAGCAACUGCUCUGAGAGCGGAGGCGAGCCGGACGCCAUGCUGGACAUGCACCACCCAGGAACCGGGAUCGACUCGCACCAUCCACAGUUUCACAACUCCUAUGCUGCACAGAUUCCACAACGCGGAACAUGCAAGAGGAAAGACGAGAUGGCGAACCAGGCAGAACACCAACAGCCCGCCCCCAAGAAACCGCGGCUGGUUUUCACAGACCUUCAGCGCCGUACUCUACAGGCUAUUUUUAAAGAGACCAAGAGGCCGUCGAAGGAGAUGCAGGUGACAAUCGCGAGGCAAUUGGGCCUGGAACCGACGACGGUCGGGAACUUCUUCAUGAACGCCCGACGCCGCUCCAUGGAUAAAUGGAAGGACGAGGAUCCGAAGGCAGUCGCGGUCGAGGAGGAACAGUUGUCGCCCACGAUAGGGAUCGGCCAACGCCAACCGAGCGACGUUUUGUGACACACGUCCGACCACGAGGAGUACCACGACGAGUCACCCGACGAGGACCUGCCCUUCUCGUAAGGGCAGUGUAUCACCUCGUGGACGUAUCCCUGCUGACACGCUCGAAU